AUGGGGCAAAAUGCGUCCCUUCCACAUCCAGGCACCCGAUUCCAAGUCAUCGGAGCAGGCCUUCCGCGCACUGGCACCGCGUCCCUCAGCAAGGCCCUGGAAAUCCUCCUGGAAGGCCCCAUCUGGCAUGGCGGCACUCAAACCACCCUGGGCCCUCCAGCGCAGAUCAAGGUCUGGGCCAGGAUUCUGAAGCACUGGCUGGCGGGGACUGGUCCCGAUCACUCAGCCGCGUUGAAGCUCAUGGAACGCGAGCUGGAUGGCUACGCCGCCAUCACAGAUGCGCCUGGUGGGCAGCUCGUUCCCGAGUUAAUGGAACUGUACCCCAACGCGAAAGUGAUAUGCACAAUUCGCGAUCCAGUGAAAUGGGAGAAAAGCCUCGACCAUGUCCGAGGAGUGACACUGAUGUGGUUCAUUCAAGGAGUUCUCCUGCCACUCCCUGGUAUGCGGCACUUCAUUGGGUACAUCACUCUCCUGCGCGAUCAAUGGGUGAAAAUUUACGGAGAAGCUAUUCCGACUCGCCAAACAUAUCUCAGGCAUGUUUCAUGGUUGAAAGAGGUGGUGCCGGAGGACCGCUUGGUGUUUUUCGACGUCCGCGAUGGCUGGGAGCCCCUGUGCAAGGCCCUCGGCAAAGAAAUCCCUAAAGACCAGCCAUUCCCACAUGUCAACGACGGUGAUGCCAUUCCCGAGGUUGCGAAUUAUCAUAUCCGACGCGGCCUGGCUCGGUGGGCCGUGAUUGUCGCACUUGGCGCUGCGAUCGUCGCCUAUGUUGUCAGCCGCUAG
Molecule: messenger RNA, 780 nt
Organism: Penicillium argentinense
Lineage: Eukaryota; Fungi; Ascomycota; Eurotiomycetes; Eurotiales; Aspergillaceae
Product: sulfotransferase family protein
Exons: 1
Coding region: 1-780 (259 amino acids)
Source: RefSeq, a predicted model, not a curated record